CCCGCCCUCCCCGUCGUCGUCGUCGUCGUCGUCGCGGUCGCGGUCGUCCCUCUCGUCCUCGCCAUCGACGCCGCUGCACAUGCUCAGCGCUAUGCAGUCUCCCAACACCGCGCACGAUGAGCACCUGAGACGCCUCCUGGACCAACGAACUGCUCGUGCAGGCCUCCCCAACCGUUUUCCUUCGUAUGCCGAGUCUUUCGAUUCCCCCUCCAUUUACAGCCAUCCUGUCUUUUCUCCUCGUCCCGGCCGUUCGGCCGAACAGUCUCACUAUGCUCCCAGCGCUAUCGAGCCUCGCUCUCCCAUGUCUGACCGGGAACGUUUGAACGAUCCCGGUGCUAGUACACUGGACCUUGAAGACGACCCUCGGUACUCCUACGCUUCACAAGACUAUUCCGAUGACGACCAUAGUUCUCAACAUACUAUCGAUGACGACGAGGAUGAUUCUCGCAUGAGCGUACUCGGUCCCAAGAUGAAGUUCCAUUCACCGGCACCCUGGGAAAUGGGCGGUGACGUCUUACCUGAAGAGGAGGAACCCGAAUCAGGUAUUCUGUCCCGUACGCUUUCUGAGCCGAGGUCUGAAAAGACUCGAGGUGGGAUGGCGGACGGCAUCAAGAGGGGACUAGGUCUAACCAGAGCGGGCUCGGGUGGACGGCCAAGCAACGAGUCCAGUCGCUCCAGCGGUAAAGCCAAGCAAUCCUUCGAAACAAACUCCUCAUAUAUAUCCCCCGGAGGCGCGUUGCAUGCUCUCGCGCGGGCGUCCAUGUCCUCCACUUCACUGUCGUUACAGCCAUCCUCACCGGCCGAGUCAGCGCCCAAGAAGAAGUUCCCUGUGAUGCGCAUCCGCACUCAAACCACGUCGACAGCAAAUUCCGCGCAUUUGCAACCUCCCAUGAGUCCCGGUCUGCCCUCCGCCUCUGCGGGCUCGUCCUCUAGCUCAGGCUCCGAUAGCCGCACCGCAGCAUUCAGGCGACGUAGUCGCUCAGUAUCCCCAGCUCCGUCCCCAGCAGCCAAUCGCCAUGAAUACGUGCACCCUUACGCUAACCCAGAUUUGGCCUUCUACGAUCCACCGCAUGAGUCGCCCCGGUCCCCUUCUCAUAACCAGCAAGGAUUUGCCCAUCACAUCGCACCGAGUGACUCGGAUAGAACGGUCACGGAGGCUAGUACUUCGGCCUCUUGGUCCACCGGCAACGUUAUCACGCCUGACAAUUCAACUUCCUCGAUCACCCAUAAAGCGAAAGGAUCUUACUCUUCCGGUUCGGGCGAGGGUAUUCAGAUCAAGGGAAUCUCUCGACCCAUCGCCUCUCGCAGACCGUCCUUUCCGGACUCUCAUUCAUCUUUUGAGAGUGUCGGUAGACCAUUCGCGCCUGCAAUGUCCGUCAGAGGUCUUGCGGGCUGGCAAGAUACCCCGUCAUCGCCUGGAUUCACUCUCAUAUCUCUUGCGGAAGCUCAAGCACAGGCCAGGGAGAGAUCCAGGACCGCUACGGUCCAAGGUGCUCCUUCUCAUUCCAUCAUCAGUGGACCCAUGCCGUUUCCGUCGCAGGCUCCGGAAAAUAACACUGCGGAGCAACGGUCGGGUACGUCGAAGAAUACUUCCAACAGCAGCCCGACUAGCUCUACUUUCCGGACGAGGGCGCGUUCGAUCAGUGCUGGCGCCAGGGCGAAAAAUGCCUUCCAGGGUAUGGGCGACUUGGCACGGGGUAAAGGCAGUGGCAAGGAAAACGAAGCUCAAGGGACUUCGGUUGAUGACCAUACCGCGAAUGAAGCGCCCACACGGACAAUCAAGCAAAAGAAAAGUGGAUUUAUGCGCCUUUUCCGGGACAGAGAGAAGGACAAGAUGCAGUCGCACGCUAUUCCGCCGGUGCCACAGUUGUCGUCCGAUGCUCUUGGAACUAGCGGAUAUGGCAACCAAUCCCAGUCUGCUGCACCGCGGCGAACUCAAGACCUCAAACGAGUACCGGUUCCGUCCUUAUCACCUUCUCUCCUUGCAGAAAGCGAUGGUCUGCUACGCCCUGGUAGGUCAGACUCUGACCCUCGGAAGAGCUCUCCGAGCCCGCGUCGCGGGACACCGCCUUCGUUGUCAAUAAUUCCUCCGAGCGGUCCCCCGCAGACCCUAAAAGAGCCCUUCAACCCGGAGGGCGAGAGAGGUCGGAGUAGGACCGCCACUCCGACUGCUGUUCUAUCGGCUAUCGAGAAAUCGUCAGGUGGUCUCGUUAUAUCGUCCUCGCCGAGGAGCGCACCGCCUGAAGUCUCUGACUUUCAGGGCCUCAGCCUACGACCGGUCUCGACUGCCUUCAGCGCUCAUUUCUCGGACCAUCUGCUUCCAGAUCCUAAUGACAGGAGCCCGAACCGCGACUCCGACUUGGACCUUGAUACGCCAACGACCAUGAACACGGCUGUCACUAGUCCCAGCAUAUCCAGCUCGCCGCUUGGGUACGGCUUUCCCAGCAUUGACUCUGUUCCGGGGAACAAGGGGGUGUCUGUCGCUGUGCCUGGUGAGGACCAGUCCGCUGUGAUCCAGGCGUUGCAGGAACAGAUCAUCUCUGCAAGGAAGGGAUGGCAGAUGCAAAUCUGGGAGCUGGAGGGACAAGUCCGAGAGCUCAAGGCCGAAUUAGAUCAACUGCGCGCUACUGGGAACAGCAAUAACAACGGUUAUUGCGAAAUGUGUGGUCGGGGCUCCGCAGCACCUGGCGAGAGUGGACAUGAUGGCGGCAAAGCAACUGUCAUCAAUAGACCCAGGGCGCCCACUGGGAUUGGUGGUCGCUUUGGUUGCAGCGACUAACUGUAGAUAGAUUGGAUUGGGACUCGACUACUGCGGACUCAACUUGUAUCCUUCACUUCCUUGACGCAGCUGCUUUCUGUAGCACCUCCGUGCAAACCCCUCCGCUCCUUUACCGUGUUCUACUUAUCCUUGUUGGAUAAGGUUCUAUUUAUCUAGGGCUUGGUCCCGUAAUUACAUUUAUUCAUCAUUAUGUCUACUUUCCUGUUGUAAUGUGUCGUCCACCCUCAUUGUUGUUUCCCCCCACCAGCUCACCGUAGCAGCUACUCUAUAGUCUAGCCCUGACCUGUAAAUGUCUCUGACUCGAUCAACAUGGGUGUCGCAUUGGUACUCGC
This is a messenger RNA of Gloeophyllum trabeum ATCC 11539, 3111 nucleotides long. RefSeq lists its product as uncharacterized. Bases 80 to 2779 code for a protein of 899 amino acids. Lineage: Eukaryota; Fungi; Basidiomycota; Agaricomycetes; Gloeophyllales; Gloeophyllaceae. The transcript is spliced from 2 exons. The record is from RefSeq and is a predicted model, not a curated record.